Molecule: messenger RNA, 2130 nt
Organism: Oncorhynchus kisutch (coho salmon)
Lineage: Eukaryota; Metazoa; Chordata; Actinopteri; Salmoniformes; Salmonidae
Product: mucin-15
Exons: 4
Coding region: 154-1275 (373 amino acids)
Source: RefSeq, a predicted model, not a curated record
UCCCUGCACUGCCCGCCCCUUCACUGGCCUAUCGUUCCCUCUCUCUCAUACGCCGGCUGUUUCGCGGAGAGAUCUCACUGCCUUCCUCACACCUGUUAGCUGUAACCACCUGACCGAGCACCAGAAAAAGAACACGAACGAGAGAGACGGGAUAUGGACCUUUAUUCAAUCAUCACUGCUGUUUUGCUUCUGCAACUGCAAGGUUUUCAUGUGGUCUUGCUCCAGGCACCAACAAACUCUCCAGGACGGACGAUCGAUCAAAGUUGGCUUCGUCAACUGUUCAAAUCCAAGCUCAACAAGACAUCAGAAGCUCCGUUCAAUGUCUUGGAUGAUAUGAACCAGGAGGGUACUGAGUCAACAGAUGACUCUGCUUGGGGUAUUGCAGAUGGUUACAUGUCAUCUAGUGGGGAACAGGACGACAUCCAGGACACAAAUGAGACUUCUGGUGAUGUUAUGAUUGGCACCACAAUGCCACCAGAGUUGCCAGAUGCUACAGCAGAGGACCCUGAAUUGCCAGCGACCGCUGUUGAAUCUCCAGAAACCACUGUUGCACCAGAACCCCCAGUGAGUGUUGCCUUAAACUCAAGCCAAGUUUCCAAUGCAACUGGAGAGGACAGUGGACUCCAAACUACCACCACCACUCCAAUCACAGAAAACUCAAAUGGCUCUAAUUACAUGUCCAAUGACACUGAAUUGAAUGAGACAACCACAGCUCCAGACACCAAUAGCACAGAUAAGGCCGGUCCAGAUCCUGAUGCUGAGAACGGGGUAACCAACAGUACAGAGGACAGCCAUAAUGUAACGACUGCAGUACCAGAAGGACCAGAGCCAUCAAGUGAACCAUCCACAGCUUCCCCCACCACAGAGCAGCCCUUGGACUCACCUGGGACUACAACUGCCAAAAUCAUCCCAGAAACUACAACAACCACAGGUCCCAGCACAACGACAGACAUGAUGGAAACUGGUGCAGCUUCAGGGAACAACUCUGCGAGAGGCUUGGCCUCAGAUGCAGUGCAGAACAAGAAGAAGAGUGAGGCAUGGGGUGCCAUUCUGGGCACAGGAGUGGCAGUGUGCUUUGUGGCGAUGGUGGUCUUUGUCAUCUGGAGAAGGAGAGGCCGACGGGAUUUCACACACAUGAAGCUUGUUGAGGAAUUCCCCUCAGACCCAGUUCAACAACUGGACAACAGUGAGCCUUUGGAUUUGAAAUAUGAUGGUUCAGCUUACUACAAUCCUGGAUGCCAAAUGGACAACAUUUCUCGAGGACAUCAAAAUUGAAAAGGACUCCAAGUCUAACCUUAAACACGUUAAAGAAGACUUUCAUAUACAAAAUACUUAUUGAGACCCAACAUAUGCAAUUACGUGCAUAAAUAUCUUUAACAGAAUGUUAAGUCAUAGAUUUUUAUUAUUAUUUUUUUCUUCUUCUAAGGGGUGGAUCAGCUUAAUAUUGCGGAAAGAUUGUUGCUUCCAUCAAUGUAACUGUCUGCAUCAUUUCCCAUCCGCCAUAUAUAUAUAUAUAUAUCCAUAUACAUACACAUAUGCAUACAUAUACACAUACACAUACCUAUAUAGACAUACUUUUUUUUUGAAUAUGCCUUUACUAUUCCCCGCAAACCCUACCUCUCCUCCACCAAUUGGAGUAAACUAAUAGCUCCUAUAAGUCGAUCUGGAUAAGAGUGUCUGCUAAAUUACUAAAAUGUAGAUAGGGGUCAAAAAUUAUUGACACUCAUGUUUUCAAAACUCUAGCACCCUUCCCUUGUGAGGAUAAUGACACCUUUUUGUCAGUGGUUUAAAGUGCUUAAGGAAAAAUACUUUAAAGUACUACUUAGCCAUUUUGGGGGGUAUCCGGACUAUAUUAUUUAUAUUUUUUACAACUUUUAUUUUUACUUCACUACAUUCCUAAAGAAAAUGAAGUACUUUUUACUUCAUAUAUUUUCCCUGACACCCCAAAAAAUUCAUUUUAGCAGGACAAGAAAAUGGUCCAAUUCACACACUUAUCAAGAGAACAUCUCUGGUCAUACUGUCUCUGACAUGGCGUACUCACUGAACACAAAAUGCUUGGUUUGUAAAUUAUGUCUGAGUGUUGGAGUGUGCCCCUGGCUAUCCGUAAAUAAAAUAAAACAUUUAAUUGUG